This is a messenger RNA of Pediculus humanus corporis (human body louse), 942 nucleotides long. RefSeq lists its product as uncharacterized. Bases 1 to 942 code for a protein of 313 amino acids. The record is from RefSeq and is a predicted model, not a curated record. Lineage: Eukaryota; Metazoa; Arthropoda; Insecta; Psocodea; Pediculidae. The transcript has 4 exons.
AUGACUGCGCCAUUGAUAAAAAUGAUAAUUGAUUUGGGGGGAAUAAAUUUAAACCGAUUGAAAAAUUUAAAAGAAUUGAAUUUAUUCAACACGACCACGUGUUCGCUUAAAAGAAAAUUAUUUUCGGACGUGCCGAAUUUGAAAAAGCUCGUGAUACAAAAUAACGUUCAUUUAAAAAUGGCGGAAUAUUCAUUUUUGAAAUAUUCCCGGUUGAAAAUAUUAACAAUAAACGGCAUACAUUUAAAUCCAAAUGAAAGUAAUACAUUUUUUAAAAAUCUAACCGGUGACGUCAUCAUUUCUUACAUAUCCGUAUUAGAUUGGUCUUAUAAUAAUUUUGGUAAUUUAAAAAAAGAAAUUUUAACGAAUUUUCGUCGCGUCGACACGUUAGCAUUGAAACAUUCGAAUAUAAAAAAUGUCGACGAUAAUAUUUUUCACCAUUUAAAUAUUAAAUAUUUACAUUUGGAGGGAGCAUUACUCAUGGUUAUUUUUUCUAAAAAUAAACCAAAAGGAAUUAUAAGUAAAAAUGAAGAAAGAAUGAAACUCGAAAACCUAUCGGAUAAAUCACGAGAGUUAUCAUUAAAUAAAAAUUGCAGUGAUAAACCGUUAUCAAUGAAUUUAAGAUUUUCAUAUCCAAAACAUUCCAAAUCGUCUGAAAGUUUUGAAACUCUUAGCACGGUCAGUUACGUAUCUGCCAAUCAACCAAAUCAAAUGGAAUUAUUAAAUUAUAAAUUGAAUAAACUAAGAGAAACAUUUCAAAAAACUAAUGGAAUAAUAUCAACAUCGUAUUUGCCUGUGAUAAUAUCAUCACCAACGACAAAAUCACCAUUAAAUGUGGAUUUACUUCUCGAAUAUGAAUGUCUAACUGCUUUAUUAAAAUGUGAAAAACUUUCCAUUUUAGUUGAUAUUUUAAAAAAUUUUCCAAGAUAUAUGGGAUUUUUAUAA